GUGGCUCGGGAGGGCUGGCAGCAGUGGGUCCAGUGUUUACAUCAUGGGGGAGGGCCUGAACCUCGUCCUUUUUAUCCUUUUCGUGGUAUUUUCCGGCCCUUCACGUGUCACCGGGGAGCAGCAGCAGAGCGAUGACCCCUCGACCCCUGACCUCUGUGUGCCCCACUCCCCGAGGGUCAACUGUUCCUAUUUACCCCUAGAGUUCCUUGACUGCCAGGAGCUGACGGACCACCAGGGGAACCACUCAGCCCGCGACGACGAGGGUUACGGCUGCGUCAAGUUUGGAGGGCAGAGGUUUGAGGACGUUGAGAUCACCAAGGUGUAUUGCACAGUGUUGCAGGGCAUUGAGUGUUGCGGGGAGAGACAGUUCCUGCGUGAUGGCUUCCCGUGCAUCAAGUACAGUGGGCACUACUUUGUGACCACCCUCAUCUACAGCGUCCUGCUCGGCUUCUUGGGCAUGGACCGAUUUUGCCUGGGCCACACCGGGACAGCCGUGGGGAAGCUGCUGACACUGGGCGGUGUGGGGAUAUGGUGGGUUGUGGACAUUGUGCUUCUCAUCACGGGCUCCCUCACACCCGAGGACGGCAGUAACUGGAACCCUUAUGUGUGA
Molecule: messenger RNA, 610 nt
Organism: Eriocheir sinensis (Chinese mitten crab)
Lineage: Eukaryota; Metazoa; Arthropoda; Malacostraca; Decapoda; Varunidae
Gene: amrt
Product: TM2 domain-containing protein CG11103-like
Exons: 4
Coding region: 44-610 (188 amino acids)
Source: RefSeq, a predicted model, not a curated record